Molecule: messenger RNA, 522 nt
Organism: Geodia barretti
Lineage: Eukaryota; Metazoa; Porifera; Demospongiae; Tetractinellida; Geodiidae
Source: the annotation of a GenBank genome assembly
AUGCGACUGGCAGACAUCACCGAAAUUGACAACCCGGGUGGACAUGAGGUUAUGAAGGCAGACAUCGCCGACCUCGACCAGAUGCAGCGCGCCUGUGAAGGGAUGGACACAGUUGUCCACCUCGCCGCCGAUCGCAGUCCAAGUGCGGACUUCUACGAAACCCUGUUGUCGCUGAACAUCAUCGGCACAUACAACGUUUUCCAAGCGGCGAAGGAUCAAGGCUGUGAGCGCGUCGUCUUUGCCAGCAGCAUCAACGCAAUGUUAGCCUAUCCGCCGGACCUCUCCGUCACUUGGGAUAUGCCGGUCAACCCACCAAACGUCUACGGCGUGACCAAAUGCUUCGGCGAGUCGUUAGGACGCUGUUUCGCACACGACGGGCUAUCCUCAAUCGCAAUCCGAAUCGGCGGAAUUAAACAAGAUGGUGAACCGGCUCGAAAUCAAGGGGACAUGGGACAGGGCUGGAUCAGCCAACGCGAUCUGGCGCAACUGAUUGGGCUGCUGCAUCGAUGUCGAAGGAGUUGA